Arachis duranensis is the source of this 1057-nucleotide messenger RNA. RefSeq names its product probable fructokinase-5. The transcript has 5 exons. NCBI's taxonomy places the organism in Eukaryota, Viridiplantae, Streptophyta, Magnoliopsida, Fabales, Fabaceae. Gene Ontology annotation, biological process: fructose metabolic process. Gene Ontology annotation, molecular function: fructokinase activity. Bases 1 to 897 code for a protein of 298 amino acids. The record is from RefSeq and is a predicted model, not a curated record. Gene Ontology annotation, cellular component: cytosol.
AUGGCAGGCUCAACGGAUCCAUUAGUGAUAACAUUCGGCGAGAUGCUCAUCGAUUUUGUUCCGGACACAGCCGGAGUCUCCUUGGCUGAGUCUCGUGCCUUCAUCAAAGCCCCCGGAGGUGCCCCUGCCAAUGUUGCUUGUGCCAUUUCUAAACUUGGUGGUAACUCUGCCUUCGUUGGCAAGGUGGGAGAUGAUGAAUUUGGAAAGAUGCUAGUUGACAUAUUGAAUCAAAAUGGGGUGAACACAGAUGGUGUGUGCUUUGAUAGGGAAGCAAGAACUGCAUUGGCAUUUGUGACACUGAGAAAGGAUGGAGAGAGGGAAUUCAUGUUCUACAGGAAUCCCAGUGCUGAUAUGAUGCUGAAGGAGUCUGAGUUGAACAUUGGUUUGAUCAAGAAGGCUAAGAUAUUCCAUUAUGGAUCCAUUAGCCUCAUAUCAGAGCCUUGCAGAUCAGCACACUUGGCAGCCAUGAAAGCUGCUAGAGAAGCCGGUGCUUUGCUUUCUUAUGAUCCAAAUGUGAGGAUCCCUUUGUGGCCUUCUCCUGAUACUGCUAGGUCUGGAAUCAAGAGCAUUUGGUUUGAUGCUGAUUUCAUCAAGGUUAGUGAUGAUGAAGUUAACUUUCUUACACAAGGAGAUUCUGAGAAGGAAGAAGUUGUUAUGUCCCUCUGGCAUGACAAACUGAAGUUGCUUCUUGUCACUGAUGGAGAGAAGGGUUGCAGAUAUUUCACCAAGAAAUUUAAAGGAAGGGUAACAGGGUUCUCAAAGGAGCAAAAUUUGAGAGAGGCUUUGACAUUUUCCAAUGCUUGUGGAGCAAUAUGUACAACACAGAAGGGAGCAAUUCCAGCACUUCCGACCCGCUCAGAAGCUGAGAAAUUUAUCUCUGGCAAUAAAGGCAAUUAGACAAGGCUUUAAUAAUUUUGUUUUGCAUAAUGGUCUCACCAUUCAUUCUCAUUUUAUCUUCCCAUCUUAUAAGCUAUUGAUGGUACAGUGAGACAAGUGAUUAGGUAUACUGAUUAAUCUAAGAUGAGUGUUUGAAGUAUAUUGUUAGACUUAAAUUUUA